AUGCAUACACCCAAGCACGAUAUUGUGGUCGGAGUUGACUUUGGCACUACGGCGUCUGCCAUUGGCUACUCUAGUAUUUUGCUAGGUAGCCCCUAUUAUUAUCCCAGGUUGAUCAACCAACUUGACGAUAAGACUCGUCCCAAAAAGAUUCUAAGUGUUCUUGCUUACAUUGAAGACAACCCCAAUCUUCAGGAGAACCAGUGGGGAUUUCCUGCUCAAAAAGAACCUAAUAUGAUCUCUUGGUUCAAGCUGUUCUUGGAUGAUGAUCUUGAGAUCGAGAUCGACAGCUGGAAAGCGGAGGUAAUGGGUUGGGUAGGUUCUCGAGGGAUUAUGUCUCUUCCAAGAGGGAGAUCCUUAAUUGACACGAUCUCAGAUUAUCUGGGCGCUCUCCGGGCCAAGAUCUGGGACUAUCUAGAAGGAGAAUUUACCAAUGCGAAGAAGAGCCUGGAGAUAAGCACCAUUAAAUUCUGUUUUACUAUACCGGGGUAUUGGUCCACAGAAGCCAGGCAGGAUAUGCUUGUUGCUAUCGAAACAGCGGGUUUUAGAUUAAGGGAGUGUGAUGAUGUCUGCCUACUUAUAGAGGCAGAUGCUGCAAUUGUCUUCGCUCUGUCGACCUUACAAGAUUAUGCAGGAACCUUACCUCUCAAGGUAUGUUACACUCUUAUCAGUAUUUAA
Molecule: messenger RNA, 675 nt
Organism: Penicillium malachiteum
Lineage: Eukaryota; Fungi; Ascomycota; Eurotiomycetes; Eurotiales; Aspergillaceae
Exons: 2
Coding region: 1-675 (224 amino acids)
Source: RefSeq, a predicted model, not a curated record